Messenger RNA from Cladophialophora carrionii CBS 160.54, 1716 nucleotides. RefSeq lists its product as uncharacterized. Gene Ontology annotation, cellular component: membrane. The record is from RefSeq and is a predicted model, not a curated record. Gene Ontology annotation, biological process: phosphate ion transmembrane transport. The coding region runs from base 1 to 1716 and encodes 571 amino acids. Lineage: Eukaryota; Fungi; Ascomycota; Eurotiomycetes; Chaetothyriales; Herpotrichiellaceae. The transcript has a single exon.
AUGCCUUCUCCUCUCACAGCCAAAUACGAUUGGAUCCUUGCAAUCACCACAAUCGCCUUCGUCUUCAGUGCCUUCGGUAACGGCGCCAAUGAUGUCGCCAACUCAUACGCCACCUCAGUGGCGGCGAGAACCUUGACCAUGCCCCAAGUUGGUUUCCUCUCCAUGAUCACGGAAUUCGUGGGCGCCGUCGCGUUGGGAGCCCGAGUCACGAGCACGAUCAAGAAUGGCAUCAUCAGCAUCGACCGUUUCGAAGACCGUCCAGGAGUUUUGAUGUUGGCCAUGGGCUGUGCCGAAUUGGGCAGUGCGACCUGGUUGAUGGUCGCAACCGGGCUCGGGUUUCCGGUAUCCACGACCCAGACCGUCGUCGGAGCCCUCAUCGGUGUCGGAUUCGCUGCUCAGUCACCCAUCAAAUGGGCCUGGGAAUCUGGCAGCGUCUCUCAGGUGGCAGCGUCGUGGGGCAUUGCCCCACUCAUCGCUGCUGGCUUCUCGGCUCUGAUCUUCGGAACCCUCAAGUAUUCGGUGCUGGAACGGAAGGACUCCUUCAAGUGGGCGAUGAGACUGGUUCCCAUCUACUUCGCCACCACCGCUGCCAUCCUGGCCCUCUUCAUUGUCGUCGAGGCUCCCACAGCACCCUCACUCGAGGAAUUCGGCGGAGGCAAAGCCGCUGGAAUCAUCCUCGGCGUCUGGGCCGGCGUCUUGCUCAUCACGUACGUCUUCUUCAUGCCCUACUUCGAACGACGUCUCGUCAAGGAGGACCCGCGCGUCAAGUUCUACCAUGUUCCUUUGGGCCCGCUGCUCCGCCGGGAUAACCCGCCGCUGUACUGGCCAGGAAAGGAGGACGGCAAAUUUGUCAUCGACUACUAUGAGGACCCCUACGCCGAUGACAGCACAAGCUCGACAUCGAACUCGGUGGAGAAUGGCAACGGGACUGUGAGCGACGGCGAGCACCAAGUCCCCGCAGACCCGUCUCUGGAGAAGGGUGUCGGUGACAAGACUGCAGAGCCGAGCACCGUGCGCAGGAGGAGAUACGUCGGACCACACGAACGAUUCCUCGACCCUGUCAAGCAUUUAUCCAUCACCAAUCCCCGUCGUAUCUUUGGCUACAUCAAGUUUGGACUCCUCCAGGGUGUCACACGAGACUGCGUCACGCACGACUCGGUCAAGCUACGAGACAUCCACGGCCGUGCGGCAAAGUACGACAUCCGCGUCGAACAUCUCUGGACCUACUGCCAGGUCGUCUCCGCCAUGCUGAUGUCCAUUGCCCACGGUAGCAACGACGUUGCCAAUGCUGUCGGGCCCUGGGCCGCCUCGUACCAGACCUACCAAGCCGGCGAGGUCAACACCCGAGCUGCCACUCCGGUCUGGUUCCUCGUCAUCGCCGGUUUCUUGCUCGGCGCUGGGUUCUGGUUUUACGGCUACCACAUCAUCCGCGCCCUGGGCAACAAGAUCACCCAGAUGUCGCCGACUCGUGGCUUCAGCGUCGAGCUCGGCGCUGCCAUCACCGUGCUGCUCGCCUCCCGUCUCGGCCUCCCGGUCAGCACGACCCAGUGUCUCACGGGCGCGACCAUGGGCGUGGCUCUGAUGAACUACGACCUCGGCGCCGUCAACUGGCGCCAACUCGUCUGGAUCUUCUCUGGCUGGCUUAUGACUUUACCCAUUGCCGGAUUGAUCUCGGGCCUGCUGUGCGUCAUGGCCCUCAAUGCUCCUCACUUCUAG